CCCGCAGUGCUUCCGCCCGGCCCGCCGGCCGGACUCCCGCCCGCAUCCCCCGGCUGGUCCGGGGGUCCGGGCACCGCCUCCACGGCGGCCCCUCCGGACCUGAGCACCGGGCCGCAGCCUGAGCCCCGAGCGGACGGCGUCAUGAAGAACCUGCCGUACUUCUGCCGCGGCGAAGUCGUGCGGGGCUUUGGCCGCGGCUCCAAGCAGCUGGGCAUCCCCACCGCGAACUUUCCUGAACAAGUGGUAGAUAAUCUUCCCGCUGAUGUAUCCACUGGCAUUUAUUAUGGAUGGGCUAGUGUGGGAAGUGGAGAAGUCCAUAAGAUGGUGGUGAGCAUAGGAUGGAACCCAUACUACAAGAACACGAAAAAGUCCAUGGAAACUCAUAUCAUGCAUACCUUCAAAGAGGACUUCUAUGGGGAAAUCCUCAAUGUGGCCAUUGCUGGCUACCUCAGACCAGAAAAGAACUUUGAUUCUUUAGAGUCACUUAUUUCUGCAAUUCAAGGUGAUAUUGAAGAAGCUAAGAAACGACUAGAUUUACCAGAACAUUUGAAACUCAAAGAAGACAAUUUCUUCCAGGUUCCAAAAGGCAAAAUAAUGAAUGGCCACUGAUGAAAAAUCAUCUUACUUAUUCAUUCAUUGUUCUCAAAUAUCUUACAGCUGUGACUUAGUUUAAACAGUGCAAUGUAAUUAUUAUUAUGCUUCAUGUUCAAUUAAACCCAUCAUGCUAUAGCACUAAAAAUCCUUAUUUUAGAAAUCUAGAUUCUUUCUAUGUAAUAUGUUGACUAAAAUUUACCACUAGAAAUAUCAAGUGUUUUAUAAGGGGAAUGAAAUGUAUAAAGCUAGGGGUAAAAAGGCAAGUUACUAGUUUGGAAUGAAAACUAAUUAUAGUAAAAGACUAGCAUGUAUGUACUUGAUUAGCAUGUGCUGCUAAACAGAGAAGGCUUAUAAAAGUAAAUUAUUAAAACAGGUUUGAUAGCUUAUUAUAAACAUAAGAGGGAAAAUUUAUACAUUGUAUUUUUUAUAUUUUGUGCAUUAAAAUAUUACUACAAACAUGAAUACUUGUGAAAUUUUAAUUAGUCAUGACUAAUUUCCUUUAUGGAAAAUUAGAGGUCAAAUCAUUAUCAUGUUUUUGUUUUUGUUUUUUAAACAUCUGCCUCAGUUAUGAUUGGUCUGGACUCUGCUAUCAGUCUUUUUGGUCUCUGUUAAAACAUUAAAAUGAGUGUAUUUUGAAUUUGAAGGUUUCAUUUUUGUAUUGAAUAGAUAUCACUGCUCUUUUAAGAGUAGUCAAUAUUUUUUUUCUUGAUUUGGAUUACUUUUUUCCUUUAAGCAAUCACAUGUCAAUUUUUUUUCCAUUUAGAAUAUCCUCUGACUUAAAGGAUUGCAUCUAUCGCCACCAUUCCAUCUUUCACUAUAUGAAAAACUCCGAAAGCUUCAUCUUUGGGUUUACUCAAAGUCUUAGUGAAUACGUAGCACUUCAUUUAUAUAUGCCAGUUUCUUAAAGAACACAAAACACUUGGUUUUCCUCCUAGGGAAACUGUUUAUGAGCCAAUUAAGCUAUGAAAUAGAAAAUUAUAUUUAGUGUGAUUGUAUGUUCCUGAGCAAACAAACUGUUGUAAUGGUGUAUGCACAAUGUAAUUUAAUGAUAAGAGUGCUUGUAGCUUGGGGGUAAAGUAUAAAUAAAGUCUUAGUUACGUAAUCUU
This is a messenger RNA of Pipistrellus kuhlii (Kuhl's pipistrelle), 1700 nucleotides long. RefSeq names its product riboflavin kinase (gene RFK). Gene Ontology annotation, molecular function: riboflavin kinase activity. The transcript is spliced from 5 exons. Gene Ontology annotation, biological process: riboflavin biosynthetic process; FMN biosynthetic process. The record is from RefSeq and is a predicted model, not a curated record. NCBI's taxonomy places the organism in Eukaryota, Metazoa, Chordata, Mammalia, Chiroptera, Vespertilionidae. Gene Ontology annotation, cellular component: mitochondrion. The coding region runs from base 142 to 609 and encodes 155 amino acids.